AUCUGCCAGAUGACUUAUUUCAUAAGGUCGGUGCCUGAGGACUCAGACGCGCUGCGGAUCUGUGUACGCCGCUCACUGACUUCACCUCUGCUGCAGUGAUGGCAACAUUUCAGCAGGAAACCCCAGAUCCACACAAUCUGGCAGAUGAACUGAUAUUUUUUGUGAAUGGCAAAAAGGUUAUUGAGAAAAAUGCUGAUCCUAAGAUGACUUUAUUAACUUACCUUCGAAGGAAAUUGCGGUUAACUGGGACCAAGCUGGGCUGUGGUGAGGGCGGCUGCGGAGCGUGCACCGUGAUGAUCUCCAGAUAUUGCACAUUCCAGCAGAAGAUCCUACAUUAUGCGGUGAACGCCUGCCUCGCUCCCGUCUGCUCGCUGCACUCUGCGUCUGUCACCACGGUGGAAGGGAUCGGCAGCACGAAAACGCGGCUGCACCCCAUCCAGGAAAGAAUCGCGAAGAGUCACGGCUCACAGUGCGGCUUCUGCACGCCCGGCAUCGUCAUGUCUCUGUAUGCAUUACUGCGCAAUACCCCGCAGCCCAGCAUGGAGGAGAUCGAAGACGCCUUCCAAGGGAAUCUGUGCCGCUGUACAGGGUAUCGACCUAUUCUGCAGGGCUUCAGGACGUUCGCCAAAGAUGGAUGCUGCGGCAGAAAGACAGAGAAAGGCUGCUGUAUGGAGGUGACGGAGGAAAACCAGGCACCAACAUCUUCAGCUUUGUUUGACCCGUCAGACUUCAGACCCUUGGAUCAAACACAAGAACCGAUCUUUCCUCCAGAGUUGCUGCUGGGCAGGGACGCGCCUCGAAGGCAGCUGGUGUUUAAAGGGGAAGAUGUCACCUGGUAUCAGCCAUCCUACCUCAGUGACCUAUUAAACCUGAAGGCUCAGUAUCCCAAUGCUAAACUGGUGGUGGGAAACACGGAAGUGGGAAUUGAGAUAAAAUUUAAGAACAUGUUGUAUCCGGUGAUUAUUGCCCCGAGCUCGGUUGCAGAAUUAAAUGCUGUUGCGCACACUGGAGAAGGGAUUCGGUUUGGAGCGGCGUGCAGUUUGACCACACUUGGUGACGUUCUCCAGAAAGCGGUGUCUGACCUUCCUCUAUACAAGACUGAAGUGUUCCGGGCCGUUCUAGAGCAGCUGAGGUGGUUUGCAGGACAACAGAUCCGUAAUGUGGCUGCCAUUGGUGGGAAUAUCAUGACGGCCAGUCCGAUAUCUGACCUGAACCCGGUCUUCAUGGCGAGUGGCAGCAAACUGCACAUCAUCUCUCACGAGAAUAAAAGGACGGUCCUGAUGGAUGAGAAUUUCUUCACUGGAUACAGGAAAACCAUCCUAAAGCCGCAUGAAAUUCUCCUCUCUGUUGAGAUUCCUUACUCCGAAAAGCAAGAAUAUUUAUCCGCCUACAAACAAGCGUCGCGGCGGGAGGAUGACAUCGCCAUCGUCACCAGUGGGAUGAAAGUCGUUUUCCAGCCUGACAGUCAUCAGGUAGAGAAGAUCCAGCUCAGCUAUGGAGGCAUGGCCCCCAUCACCGUCAUGGCCAAAGACACCUGCACAGCUCUAACUGGGAGGGAAUGGAAUGACCACUUACUACAGGACGCCUGCCGGCUGCUGGCCAAGGAGAUGUCACUGUCCCCGGGCGCUCCUGGAGGAAUGGUUGAAUUUCGUCAGACCCUGACUCUCAGCUUCUUCUUUAAAUUUUAUCUCACUGUUCUAAAGAAACUGGAAAUGGAUUUAAGUGGAAAUAAUAAUUUCCAUGAGUCAGUCCUUCCGGAAUAUGAGAGCGCCACUGAGCUGUUUCACAAGCCUCCUACAUCCAGUGUACAGCUCUUUCAGGAGGUUCCUGCCGGCCAGGACCCGGAAGACUUUGUCGGUCGCCCCAUCAUGCACUUGGCAGCCAUGAAGCAGGCCACAGGAGAAGCCGUGUACUGUGACGAUAUCCCCCAUUAUGAAAACGAGCUUUAUCUAGCGUUAAUAACCAGCACCAAGGCUCACGCUAAAAUAAUAUCCAUUGAUAGAUCCAAGGCUGAUGCCGCUCCUGGAUUUGUCUGUUUCCUUUCUGCUAAAGAUGUUCCAGGAAGCAACAUCAUCGGGAUCAGAAAUGAUGAGCAGAUAUUUGCGGAAGAUACAGUGACUUGUGUCGGACACAUUAUUGGUGCCGUUGUUGCAGAUACACAAGAACACGCACAACAUGCAGCGAAGGCCGUGAAGAUCACGUAUGAGGAGCUGGAGCCCAUUAUAACAAUACAGGACGCGAUUGACAAAGAGUCCUUUUUCCCGCCCAUCAAGAAGAUUGCAAACGGGGACAUAGAGAAAGGUUUCCAGGAGGCCGAUCACACUUUGGAAGGGGAGAUCUACAUUGGCGGUCAAGAACAUUUCUAUUUGGAGACCAAUUGCUGCAUCGCGGUGCCAAAGGGUGAGGAUGGAGAGAUGGAGCUGUUUGCUUCCACGCAGAAUACGACAGAGAAUCAGCACAUUGCUGCACAUGCUCUGGGGGUCCCUGCUAAUCGAAUCGUGGUCCGCGUGAAGAGAUUGGGGGGAGGCUUUGGCGGAAAAGAAUCCAGAACCGUCCUCUUGUCUACAGCCGUGGCAGUGGCAGCGUACAGGACGGGUCGCCCUGUGAGAUGCAUGCUGGACAGAGAUGAGGACAUGCUGAUAACUGGCGGCAGACAUCCCUAUUUGGGGCGUUAUAAGGUUGGCUUUAAGAAAACAGGACAGAUAACUGCACUAGAAGUUACAUAUUAUGCAAAUGCUGGAAACUCAUAUGACCUGUCACAUGCGAUAAUUGACAGAAGUUUAUUCCACAUGGACAAUGCUUACAGAAUCCCCAACAUCAGAGGCACAGGAUACGUGUGUAAGACCAACCUACCCUCUAACACAGCUUUCCGAGGCUUUGGUGGCCCACAAGGAAUGAUGGUGGCGGAAGCCUGGAUGAGCGACGUAGCGGAGGCGUGCGGACUGCCGCCAGAACAUGUCCGGAAGCUGAACAUGUACCGGGAGGGAGACCUCACGCAUUUCAGUCAGAAGCUGGAAUCCUUCAAUGUCCACCGCUGCUGGGACGAAUGUCUGAAGAACUCUGCAUACCACGAAAGGAGGACCGCCAUUGCAAAGUUUAACAAGCAGCAUCGCUGGAAGAAGAGGGGCAUCUCAAUCAUCCCGACUAAGUUUGGGAUCAGCUUCACACUGAUGUUCCUCAAUCAGGCUGGUGCCCUGGUCCACGUGUACACUGACGGGUCGGUCCUACUGACUCAUGGGGGAACAGAAAUGGGUCAAGGGCUUCAUACAAAGAUGGUACAGGUCGCCAGUAAAGCUUUAGGAAUACCAACCUCAAAAAUCCAUAUCAGUGAAACCAGCACCAACACCGUUCCCAAUGCGUCUGCGACGGCUGCCUCAGCCAGUUCGGACCUCAAUGGAAUGGCCAUAUAUAAUGCAUGUCAGACGUUACUGCAGAGGUUGGAGCCGUACAAAAAAUCAAACCCCACCGGGACAUGGGAAAGCUGGAUCAGAUCUGCUUACGAGGACAGAGUCAGCCUCUCAGCCACCGGGUUCUACAGGACUGAAGGCAUCGGUUAUGACCUGCAGACCUAUCAUGGGAACCCCAGCCACUACUUCAGCUACGGGGUGGCUUGUUCUGAAGUUGAAAUUGACUGUUUAACUGGUGAUCACAAGAACCUGCGUACAGAUAUCGUAAUGGAUGUUGGUAGAAGCCUUAACCCGGCAAUAGAUAUAGGGCAGGUUGAAGGUGCAUUUGUGCAAGGAAUGGGCCUUUUCACAUUAGAAGAGUUAAAGUAUUCCCCCGAUGGUAACUUGUACACACGAGGCCCCGGGAUGUACAAGAUCCCAGCGUUUGGCGACAUCCCAGCGGAAUUCAAUGUGUCCCUUCUUCGGGACUGUCCAAACAGCAAAGCCAUCUAUUCUUCCAAGGCUGUUGGCGAGCCUCCGCUCUUCCUGUCGGCCUCCAUAUUUUACGCCAUUAAAGAUGCCAUCAAGUCGGCCAGAGCGGAGUCCGGCAUCACCGGGAUAUUCAGACUGGACAGUCCAGCCACACCGGAGAGGAUCCGUAACGCUUGUGCGGAUCAGCUCACCAAACUGUGUCCGGUUCCUGAACCCGGAACGUUUAAGCCGUGGUCUGUAAGAGUCUAGAACUGUAAUAUCCGGAUUCCCAGGAACAUCUACACGAAGACAGAGCGAAUGCAGGAGCUGCUGUCAGAUACUCUUCAAGAAUUCAAUCAGGAUCUCGAAAGGAGACAAAAUUACAAAAUGGCACUACGAAUAUAUUUAUAUGUAGCUGAACAAU
This is a messenger RNA of Bufo gargarizans (Asiatic toad), 4281 nucleotides long. It is a transcript of the gene XDH, whose product is annotated as xanthine dehydrogenase. The transcript is spliced from 36 exons. Bases 99 to 4127 code for a protein of 1342 amino acids. NCBI's taxonomy places the organism in Eukaryota, Metazoa, Chordata, Amphibia, Anura, Bufonidae. Gene Ontology annotation, molecular function: iron ion binding; FAD binding; molybdenum ion binding. The record is from RefSeq and is a predicted model, not a curated record.